This is a messenger RNA of Echinostoma caproni, 306 nucleotides long. Lineage: Eukaryota; Metazoa; Platyhelminthes; Trematoda; Plagiorchiida; Echinostomatidae. The record is from the annotation of a GenBank genome assembly.
AUGUCGUACUUGUUGUGUAUGCUCCUGUGUCCACACACCAACGGUCUCGAUUAUCGACGAGUUAGUUUGUCCAAACCGGGUCAGUUCAAUCGAUGCAGUUCGGCUCGUUUCAAACGCCAACAACCGCAACCCCAAUUCUCCUCUGUUGUCGGUGCAAUCGGACCCCCGUCCACACGACCCCUGUUCUUUAACAGCAACCACAACGAGGAAUUGUCCAUGUUGAAACGUUCCAAAUCCGAUCGAUUUCAAUCGUCCCGUCCCCAAUGGAAACCUCCAGGCAGUCCAACUGCAGUGCUGAACAAUCAG